AGUUAUCAUGUUUGCAGUUCGCAGGCGUGUUCGAAGCAGGUUCGAAGCCACUUUUGCACAAAGUCCGGCUGUCCGCGCGAUCCAGGGCGCGAUCUCUGUGGCCAACUCUGCUAACUCUGUGGUCGCGCGUGAUGACCGACUCGCAUUCCGCUCCCGUUCGGCCCUUGGCCGCCGCUCGCCGUCCCACAUUUGACGAAGCUUCUUUCGCAUACGCGGCGUCUGAUCUGCCUAGUCCAGUUGUUUGAAACUCGCCCGUUUUCGUCGUUGGAAAGUCAUCAACCUCUGCACGAUGGGCAUCGGUUCCUCAAAAGUCCCCAUCGCGGGACAGGUGGUCAUCAUCACGGGAUGCGACACCGGCUUCGGUCGCGAUGUUGCGCUCCAACUAAGCGCCAGUCCGUAUUCCGCCAUCGUCUAUGCCACCUGUCUGACGGACGCCGCCGUGAAGGACUACGAACGUAUCAAGACUGAACAGGGAGGCCGCUAUUCUUCGACUCUACGCCCUCGCCAACUUGACGUGACAAACUGGGCAGACGUGCAGAAGUUCGCGGCAAAGAUAGAGGAAGAGUGCCCGGAGGGUAUCUUUUGCGUGAUCAACAACGCCGGUAUCAAUCUGGGGGGAUUGUUCUCGUGGACGGAGGUCUCUGAGUUCCAGAAGGUCAUGGAUGUGAACUACAUGGGAACCGUGCACAUGAUGAAAGCCCUGCUGCCUUCCUUGCUUCGAUACGUGAGGAAGAACCCGAACUCUGUCCUUGCGCCGCGAAUCGUAAACAUAGCGUCGGUGGCAGCGCGGACGGUCGCGCCGAUCUUGGCUGCUUAUUGCCCAUCAAAGCAUGCCGUUGAGGCUGUUUCUUCAGCAGCUCGUAUGGACUUGGCCCCGCUCGGCAUCCGUGUUGCGGUUAUUGAGCCUUGGUUCGCCGGAACACCCAUGGUCCUUGGUGGCGUGGAGCAAAGGCUCGCCAACCUCAAGAGUCGCUUCCUGACCGUCCCCCACAGAGAAGAGCUCGGAGAGUCAUUUCUCGACACGCUCGUUAGUCAACUUGGCACACCCCCCCCGCUGACGAUGGACCCGAAGCAAGUGGUAGACACAAUCUUGAAGACGGUAGAAGCGACGGAACCCAGUGCGCGGCAAGUUGUAGGAUUCAUUGGAGCGGUCGUCAUCUUUUUUGUGCAACUCCUGCCCCUGACUUGGAUUGACCGACUUGCUACCUCGCGCUCACCGGUCCUCAAGAGCGGCUUGGUCCGGAACGGAAGGCAGGGACGAUUGUUGUGAGGUGCCAUAUCCGACCUCUUCCAAAUUCACGUGGAGUACCGAACACUGCUUGUUUAUCAAUUCUCGCAACAAUCAGGCGUAUUCUCAUCAAGUAGCGUCAGGCGUCGAAUCCCUCCUUCUCCAUAGCUCCGAACUUACAUCAGAAUCAGACCUUAUAAUGUCGAUGGCCAAAUGUGAUUCAAUUCCCAUAGCUUAGUCUCUUGUUUGUUCGCUAGAGCGACGGUUUAGGGGCUCCUUCAAUGUUUUCUGGCCGUUCGCCACUUUCAUGCGCUCAGGUAACAAUGACACGAUCCUUCAUGUUUCCAAC
Fimicolochytrium jonesii is the source of this 1577-nucleotide messenger RNA. RefSeq lists its product as uncharacterized. The transcript is spliced from 3 exons. Lineage: Eukaryota; Fungi; Chytridiomycota; Chytridiomycetes; Spizellomycetales; Powellomycetaceae. The coding region runs from base 290 to 1270 and encodes 326 amino acids. The record is from RefSeq and is a predicted model, not a curated record.